AAGUUGAAAGGCUUUUGUUUUGAUUGGUAGUGAAACCGGUUUGCUUCUGUCCUGUGUGUCGUGCAGUCAUCUCCAUCAAAACAAGAAGGCAUGCAUUCAUGCGCAGUGAAGAGUGUCCCUACUCCGAUACCUACCUUUUCGUAUAAACAUAUGUUCCCAUUUGAAGAGUAAAUAGUCAACAGAGACAUAUAUCUAUCAUCAAUUGACCAUGGUUUGUUUGCUCGGAACACUAGUGAAAUACAAUACAUAACCAAUUUGUGGACAAAGUUGUCAGUUCUAAAAAUAUUCCUAGUCCACAUGGUUGAUUUCAUGCUGAAUAAGCGAAUGAAGUAAGAAUCGAUUAGUUUGGAAAACGCUUGUGUCGGGUGUGGGUGCUAAAUUUGCUACAUUAUGGCAACGUAACACGUGAACUUUUCCCGUGUGAUCCAAGUGUUGUAAAAACAUCUAAGAAAGAAGGUAACAAUACCGAUGGCUUCGUUUGGAGCGCCAAUAACUUCGACUGUAUUGAAUGCGAUUGACCUCACAUAUCAACAUCGAUGAAAUAAAGAACGACAUGGAAUCAUCGUAAGCACAGGGUACAACGAUUAUUGGCAGCUACACGGCACAGUGAUGUGCUAACCUUAAACAAAGAAGAAAUCAGCAUUGAAAGUUGUGAUAUAACACCUACUGUGGGUGCAAGUUGAAGGAAGAAAGGAAAAAAAAUCGGCCGAAUCUCUUGUAUCCUACAAACUUUAUCGGUGAGACUGAUAAGAUCCGCGCAGCCCUUGAGUUAGGUGAUAAAUAAUGGAUCGUGAAAAGGAUGAUAAGUCUUCCAAUACGGGAAUCGCUGGUGGAUUCGCUGCCUGUGUUACACGGUUCAUUUGCCAACCGUUGGAUGUGCUGAAAAUCCGUUUCCAGCUCCAGGUAGAACCACUCAGCCAGGAUCACAUGACUUCCAAAUAUCGCACUAUUGUGCAAUCGACAAGACUGGUCUAUCAAGAGGAAGGACUGCGUGCCUUCUGGAAGGGUCACAACCCUGCUCAGGUGCUUUCUAUCAUCUACGGUGUAUCUCAGUUUUCUUCCUAUGAACAUUGCAAUCAUCUGCUGAGAAAAAUUAAAACUUUUGAGGAACAUCAGAAUGUACGGAAUUUUCUCUGUGGUGCUCUGAGUGGCACGGUGGCGACUGUGAUUACACUACCACUAGAUGUGGUUCGAACACGACUGAUUUCGCAAGACCUUAAUCGGGGGUACAAAAAUUCUGUUCAAGGGUUAAAACUGAUCUACAGAUAUGAGGGAGUCAAAGGGUUAUAUCGAGGCUUAGGCCCCGCUGUUCUUCAAAUAGCGCCACUAACGGGCGGUCAGUUUAUGUUUUACAACAUUUUUGGCAGUAUGUUCCGGCAGUAUUUCAAUAUAAGCACAGGCGAAACGCUCCCAGCAAUAGAGCUUUUUAUUUGCGGAGGACUAGCAGGAUUAUGCACGAAGUUGCUCGUGUACCCACUGGAUCUGGCUAAAAAGAGACUGCAGAUUCAGGGUUUUGCCAAAAGUCGACAAACGUUCGGUCGACAUUUUGUUUGUCACAACAUGUUCAACUGCAUGUAUAAUAUAGUCAAGCAGGAGGGUUUCGUAGGAUUAUACAAGGGACUGCAUCCGGCCCUGCUGAAAGCGUGCUUUAUGUCCGCUUUCUAUUUUGCAAUAUACGACGAGAUGGUGUGGAUCUUGAAUCACUGAUAGAAAGCUUUUUGGAUAUCAAACACCGUCUGUUACCUGUUUAUCAACGGAAGAGAUUUGAUGUUCGUUUUGCCGUUCUGCACGCCGUAUUCCUGUAUUGUACAUAGCCAGCCAACUGGAGAAAGAAAACAACAGUACUUAUUCUAUCCCAAUACGCAAUGAUAUUGUGCUUUCGAUACGAAACCGGGAUGUAGCUAUUGCUCAGUGUCAAUUAACCGUUGAAUACUAGUAGUAUGUAGUAAGUUUUACAGUUGACACGUAUGAUUGAGUUAUAUAUAUUUUAAAAAAUUAUUUAUAUUGAGCUGUGGAUGCUUUCGAUGACUGUUUUUAAACUGAAAAAUGGGUCAAACACACCGGUAGAAAGUAAUAGAGCACUAGUAGACCUGACAUAGAAACUGCUAACAGUACAUUAAGUUUAGCUUAAUUGUUAAAAGAAAAACGAACGUUUCAGGACAUUUGUCCAGUUCAACAUGAUCCUAGAUAGAAAAUAUUUAUAAUUCGAACGACGCUCUCAGUAGCCUGCUCAGUUUUAUUUAUUUCAACCCUUUAUCGAAUUUCGUAUCAGCAAAGAUAUUAUUCGUCCUAGUAUGUUCAAACGUUGACGCAGUAGAUUGGUAUCCGCUAAAAAAAUGUGUUUAUUUUUUCGACUGGCAAAGAGAGCAAACGAAACACGUAUUAAUCCAGCAGACUUCCAUUAACGCGAUAAGUGAACGAGUAUUGUCGAACAACUAAUGGUCUCUGUGUAGCUCAACUGUUAAAAUACCAAAUAGAACCUUAGGUUUAUUAUGAAAUCGAAGCGACAACAGGAGAGGCAAUAAUAUGCUUGUAGAAUUAGGAAUAAGCUAAAACAGUGAACGAUUAUUUGGAACAUAUUGGAACGACAAUAAAAUAUGAUGGAAUUAACAGCACUUACGAA
This is a messenger RNA of Topomyia yanbarensis, 2623 nucleotides long. RefSeq names its product mitochondrial thiamine pyrophosphate carrier-like. Gene Ontology annotation, cellular component: mitochondrial inner membrane. Bases 784 to 1707 code for a protein of 307 amino acids. The record is from RefSeq and is a predicted model, not a curated record. The transcript is spliced from 3 exons. Gene Ontology annotation, biological process: thiamine pyrophosphate transmembrane transport. Gene Ontology annotation, molecular function: thiamine transmembrane transporter activity. NCBI's taxonomy places the organism in Eukaryota, Metazoa, Arthropoda, Insecta, Diptera, Culicidae.